AUCGAAGGGAAGUGGGUUUUUGAUGGCCUUUGCCGCGAAACCAAGGCCUGCUUCCUUGUCCUGGUAGAGCGCAGGGAUAAAGAAACUUUCUUACCCAUUAUUCGCACUCAAAUAUUGCCAGGUACACGCGUGAUGAGCAACUUAUGAUUCAGUGGAGAGUUAGACCUUCCAAUUUGUAGAUUAAAACCAGGGCAACGAUCAUUUGCUUUUCGGGGUGCAAAGUUGUAUAACAACCUCCCAAACGAGAUAAGCAUACUUCCGAUGUUAAAAAGUUUAAGGCGAAAGUCUGUAUUAUUUGUUAAAUUUGUAACUUUUAGUUUUUAGCAUAUUAGGAUAUAUUCAUGUAAUUAGUUGUCAGUAUUGAUGGCGGAAGAGCCCUAGGCAGGGAGCUGUUCAAAUAAAGAAUGUAUGUAUGUAUCUUAUGACUGUCUAAAAGACGAGGGCUACGAACAUCUCACGGUUGACCACAGCCAGAACUUCGUAGACCCAGGCACAGGUGCCCACACACAGGGCAUCGAAAAUACAUGGUGGGGAGUGAAGCGAAGUUAUCCAUGUACAGGAACAUCCAAAGAACUCUUCGAAAGCCACCUACCUACAGGAGUUUAUGUGGCGUAA
Molecule: messenger RNA, 615 nt
Organism: Porites lobata
Lineage: Eukaryota; Metazoa; Cnidaria; Anthozoa; Scleractinia; Poritidae
Source: the annotation of a GenBank genome assembly